Plasmodium vinckei vinckei is the source of this 903-nucleotide messenger RNA. Its product is annotated as tRNA pseudouridine synthase, putative. Lineage: Eukaryota; Apicomplexa; Aconoidasida; Haemosporida; Plasmodiidae. Gene Ontology annotation, molecular function: RNA binding; pseudouridine synthase activity. Gene Ontology annotation, cellular component: nucleus; cytoplasm. Gene Ontology annotation, biological process: mRNA pseudouridine synthesis; tRNA pseudouridine synthesis. The coding region runs from base 1 to 903 and encodes 300 amino acids. The record is from RefSeq and is a predicted model, not a curated record. The transcript has 8 exons.
AUGGAAGAAAGCAUCGAUGGGUCACGCAAUUUUAUUAUAUUCUUCUCAUAUAUAGGAAUAGGAUUCAAUGGAUCGGCAUACCAAAAAGACAACAAUAAUACAGUUGAAAAUAAACUGAUAGAAAGACUUCAACAAUUAGAUUUAAUUUCAGACUCAAAUUGUUCCUUUUCCCGCGUUUCGAGAACGGACAAAGGGGUCUCUGCUCGCAUGAAUGCAUUAACUAUAAGACUAAAAAUUAAGUACCCACAUUUAUCUAUAUCAAUCAUUGAAAAAAUAUAUCUUAAAGAGUUAAAUAAAAAAUUAAAAAAUAUACAAAUUGUUCAUAUUCAAUGUGUUCCAAAUAAUUUUGAUGCUCGGUUAAACUGUAUAGAGAGAACUUAUCUCUACUUUUUUGUCAACAAAAAUUAUAACAUUACUAGGAUGAAUGAGGCUGCAAAAAUAUUUUUAGGUGAACACGAUUUUUCUAAUUUUUGCAAAAAGAGAAAAAACACCACUUCCUUUAUAAGAACUAUUCAUAAAUUUGAGAUUAAAAGGAUUGAUCAAAACUUUUAUUACUUUAAAAUAAAAGGGACAUCAUUUUUAUACAACCAGAUUAGACAUAUGGUUGCUUCCCUAUUUUUAGUUGGGAAGGGACAGUUGGAUGAGCAUGACAUAAAAAGCAUGUUGGAAAAUAAUUCCGUCAAAAAUAAAAACUACAAAAUAGCCGAUGAGUGCGGGCUGCUACUACAUUCGUUCAAGUUUAGUGAUCUCAAUUUUGAUGUUAAAGUUGAUAAUAAAAUAUUUUUAAAUAGUAUGAAUAAGUAUAUACAAACAACCAUACUUUUAGUAUCCCUUUGUUAUCCCUUAAAAAUUAAAGAACCAACUGAUAAUUUUUUUGAAAAUAUAUGUGAUGAGACUGAAUAA